This is a messenger RNA of Abrus precatorius (Indian licorice), 429 nucleotides long. Its product is annotated as nuclear transcription factor Y subunit B-5-like. Gene Ontology annotation, cellular component: CCAAT-binding factor complex; nucleus. The record is from RefSeq and is a predicted model, not a curated record. Bases 1 to 429 code for a protein of 142 amino acids. Lineage: Eukaryota; Viridiplantae; Streptophyta; Magnoliopsida; Fabales; Fabaceae. Gene Ontology annotation, biological process: regulation of transcription by RNA polymerase II. The transcript has 2 exons. Gene Ontology annotation, molecular function: DNA-binding transcription activator activity, RNA polymerase II-specific; RNA polymerase II cis-regulatory region sequence-specific DNA binding; protein heterodimerization activity.
AUGGAUGACAACAUUGGAGGAAGUUCCUCAAACGACAAUGGUUAUGAUGGUAUCAAAGAACAGGACCGGAUGCUGCCAAUAGCCAAUGUUGGACGGCUCAUGAAGCAGAUUUUACCUCAGAAUGCAAAAAUCUCGAAGGAAGCGAAGGAAACAAUGCAAGAAUGUGUGUCGGAGUUCAUAAGCUUUGUGACCAGUGAAGCUUCGGAGAAGUGUAGAAAGGAAAGGAGAAAGACUGUGAAUGGUGAUGACAUUUGCUGGGCCUUGACUACACUUGGCUUUGAUGACUAUGCAGAACCCAUGAGAAGGUACUUGCAUAGAUAUAGAGAAUUAGAGGUAGAUCAUCACAAGGUAAAUCAAGAGAGAGGGAAUAAUAGCCCCCAAGAAAAGGAUGAACUAUAUAAAUUGCGCAAUAGAGUGGGAUUUGAUUGA